AUGGAAGCGGAAGACAAAGAGAAUGAAACUACCUUUACUGAGAGAGCCUAUAGUAGACUUCGAAGAGUCUUCACUAGAAGAGGUCUCGUUCUGUUGAUUGUGACCAUUGCUCUAUUUCUCGACAAUAUGCUACUUACUACUGUUGUACCCAUAAUUCCGAAUUUCUUACUCACAACGAGAGCUCGAAGUCUUGUAAACACCAUCUUAAAUGCUACCUCGAAGAACUGCACCUCAAAAAGUCUCCUUGAAAAGAGUCUCACAGAGGCUGUUAUCCACAUGGUUCCAUUUGGCUGGUCAAGUCGUGCCCAUGUUCCACUUUCCAUGGAGGAUUUCUUGGAC
Rodentolepis nana is the source of this 339-nucleotide messenger RNA. The record is from the annotation of a GenBank genome assembly. NCBI's taxonomy places the organism in Eukaryota, Metazoa, Platyhelminthes, Cestoda, Cyclophyllidea, Hymenolepididae.